Fusarium pseudograminearum CS3096 is the source of this 1413-nucleotide messenger RNA. RefSeq lists its product as uncharacterized. Gene Ontology annotation, molecular function: DNA-binding transcription factor activity, RNA polymerase II-specific; zinc ion binding. The transcript has 4 exons. Bases 1 to 1413 code for a protein of 470 amino acids. Lineage: Eukaryota; Fungi; Ascomycota; Sordariomycetes; Hypocreales; Nectriaceae. The record is from RefSeq and is a predicted model, not a curated record. Gene Ontology annotation, biological process: regulation of DNA-templated transcription.
AUGGCUGGUGUUCCAAGUGCGAGAGGAUGCGACGCAUGCCGUAGACAAAAGAAAAAGUGCGAUCAAGCUAAACCAACAUGUUCUCGAUGUGCGCGUCUCAAGGUACCCUGUAGUGGAAGUGGAGUGAAGCGAUUCGUGUUCAAAUCAGAAAACCUGCAAGCAGCGAAGAAGAGUUCAAAGACUGUGGCCGUCACCAGACGUAAUCCGGCGCCAGUUUCAGUAUUAAGUAAUGAAAAGACCUUGAUAUCUGGAAAUCUAGUGCAUAUUCUCAACCUCGACGAUCCAGCUUUUGACAUCUCGACCUUUGGUUGCUUUGUGGUGGAUCUUCCGCGACAUGUCGGCUCCAGCAAGUCACUCGAUGCAGCUAUCAGUGCUUUCAUCGCGGGAUUCGGAACGCUGCAGAACAGAACGUUGUCAAAGGUUGAUGCGCUAGGUCGAUAUGUCUUUGCCCUGAAGACGUUGAGAGAAACUAUGAACGACCCUGUGCAAGCCAACACGAAGGAUAAUAUGUGUGCCAUAUACUUGGUUGCCAUUUGUCAAGAAUGGCUAGGUCACUGUUCUGGAUACACAAAGCACUAUGAAGCGCUUGGGCAUUUAAUUCAAAAUACUGUCCAACAGUCUUCUGUCGACCCAGCAGAUCGUCCAUUCAUGACGACCAUUUUCGCUGCAGUGGUCCUCGAAAGCUUCAACAACCCCAACAUACAACCGGGUCCAUGGUUCUGGCAAGCAUUCUCCAUAUUUAGCGAUGGUGCUCGGCCUCUCAAGUCUGGCGACGGCAUGUCUUUUGCGUCUCUGGAUAUGGGAACUAUGGCAGAAAUGUCUUUCUUCCUCCGCGAUACUGAAAAGUAUCUUUACCAGAUACGCUGCCACUACGCCGUUCUGCGAUUAGAACAUCCGCGACUUAUGCAAAUAGCGAGCAGAGCAGUUGCUCGGGCUAGAGAAUUGAGCUCUACAUCGCAACAAAGACGACUCGGAAUACGUUUCCAUAGCGCAAAUGCAGCGAUGCUCACAAUGGGUACAACGCUGAACAGAAUUAUACGCGUCUACGAUGACGAUCCCGCUCUUAUUGGAGAGGCUAAAUGCUAUGUCGACGAGAUUAUUGAGCUAGCUAAAGAUGCCAGCUCUAACCGACCGAUAGCUGCGGCUUCUGUCUCGACCCCUCUGACCAUGGCGCUGGCAUCCAUGGAAGACUAUAGAUAUGCAGAGGUCGAGUUGUUGCUGUUGGAGUAUCAGACUGACUUCAUCGGGUUGCAUUACUUUGAAGAUGUUGAGAGAAUUCGUGGUCAAUUUGAUAAUGUUGAGAAGAGAAACCAAAAGACUAAGAUAUUGUUAUUACAAAGGGAAGAGAACCUGGAGGAGAGCUCGACGAUAGAAACAGAAACAGAUAUAGGACCCGGAUGCACAAUACUUUAG